ACACGAAACGUCGGUUCUCAGAUGUUCCACCGUCAUGAAGGCAGCGCUAGUGGCACGUGUCCCUCCUCGGCCUCUGUAGUUCACUCUGGGGUUUUUUAUGUCGAUUUGAGUUUUUCAUAAUUUCGAAAUGGGAAAGCUCGUGUGCGUCUCACUUGUAGUAGCGGCCGUAGCGGCGCUGUUGGGCGAGAGGAUCCUCAACCUGAGGAAAAAGACCCUCGCCUCCAGAGAGCCGCUGCAGAACCACCUGCCCAACUGUGUGGCGUUAAAACACCUGGAUUCUGGCUCGGAGGACAUCACGAUCCUGGGAGACGGACUCGCCUUUAUCAGCACUGGUCUGAGGUUACCUCAUUUUCCAGUCUCAGGGGCGACAGGAAAGAUCUUCUCCCUUAACCUACAAGACUCUUGGAUGAAACCAGUUGAGCUGCGCAUGCCCAGAAACUUCGACCUGGAUUCAUUUAACCCUCAUGGCAUCAGUGCAUACAUCGAUCCAACAGAUGAUACAAUUUACCUGUUUGUUGUCAAUCAUCCACAACAACAAAGCCAAGUCGAGGUCUUCAAAUAUGUUGAGGACAACAACUUCCUUGUGCACGUGGAAACUAUAAAGCAUGAACUUCUCCACAGUGUGAACGAUAUUGUUGCAGUGGGCGUGGAUAGCUUCUAUGCAACAAAUGACCACUAUUUCUCCCAUGAGAUCUUGAAAAGUUUGGUGGAGCCUUUGCUGGGACUGUCUUGGUCUAAUGUUGUGUACUACAGUCCCACAGAUGUGAAAGUCGUCUCUGAAGGUUACUCCAUGGCAAACGGAAUCAACAUCUCACCAGACAAUAGACAUAUAUAUGUGGCAGAUCUGUUAGAGCACAAUGUGCACGUGUUGGAGCGAAAAAAAGACAAUUCCCUGGUCACUGUGAAGUCUGUGGCUCUGGGUUCUCUCUGUGACAACAUUGAAGUUGACCCAGAAACAGGCGACCUGUGGUUAGGCUGUCACCCUAAUGGAUGGAAAUUUUUCUUGUCUGACCCCAACAACCCACCUGGAUCAGAGGUCAUCCGCAUCCAGAAGAUUGACUCUGACCAGCCAGUGGUGACUCAGGUGUAUGAAGACGAUGGUCAUGUGCUCAUGGGUUCGUCUGUAGCAGCGACAUAUGGGGGAAAGUUGCUCAUUGGCACUGUGUUCCACAAAGCCUUGAUCUGUGAUCUGGAGUAGGGUGACUCACCUCUUGGCAAGUCUCACAAUCAGAGCGGACAAUGGUGAUUGAAUGAUAAUUAACAUACAUCACACCGCUCCUAUGUGGGAAAUGCAGGUUUUUCUUAUUCUCCUGGGAAGAAGAUGGAUGCAAUUCGUUUUCCUGACUUUUUCAUGGUUGCUGGUACAUCAGCAUUUUGGAAAAUGGUUGCAUACACUGAACUGAUCUCCUAUUGUGAAAUAAGUGGGUAUAUUUCAAAUAAAAUAUGUAAAAAGUU
Paralichthys olivaceus (Japanese flounder) is the source of this 1455-nucleotide messenger RNA. RefSeq names its product serum paraoxonase/arylesterase 2-like. The record is from RefSeq and is a predicted model, not a curated record. Lineage: Eukaryota; Metazoa; Chordata; Actinopteri; Pleuronectiformes; Paralichthyidae. Gene Ontology annotation, molecular function: arylesterase activity.